GUGCCCAAUGAGCGCAAGUGAUUUAGGGAUCGUGGGCGUCUCCCUGUACGCUUGCGCCGCAGACUACAGUUUGAGCUAUAGUGCUCUUCGACGGUGGCACGAUUCGUGAGUGGAAAACGUUAUAUAAACGAGGAGCAGCCGUGUCAUUUCCCUCCAGAGAAGACACGUUUAUCAGUGUUAAUCACUGGGCAAUAAAGUCGCCAGCUUCACUAAAAAGAAAAUGCCUCCCCUCGUUCGCCACAGAACGAUGCGCGUCUUCAUGAACGGCGACCGCCACGUCAUGGCCAAACAUUCCGCCAUCUAUCCAACACAGGAGGAGCUGGAAAGCGUCCAGAACAUGGUGUCCCACACAGAGCGGGCUCUGAAGGCCGUUUCUGAUUGGCUGGACAAGGAGGAAAAGGGAACUACAAAGUCUGAAUUCGAAGACGGUGACAAAGACAGUGAGCAGAAGGAUCAGGCCACCCGGACUCUGCGUGGCGUAAUGAGGGUGGGUCUGGUUGCUAAAGGUCUGCUGCUGAAAGGAGACCUGGACCUGGAGCUGGUGCUUCUCUGUAAGGACAAGCCCACAGUCGGUCUGCUGGGAAGGGUGUCUGAAAACCUUCUUGCACAGCUGCAGACGAUAACAGAAGAUAAAUACAUAGUAACGCAGGACAUCCAUAAUGCGAGCAUCGUGAUCCACAACACAAAGGAGCCCCCUCUAACGCUCACAAUUCGCCUCACAUCCCCUUUGGUCCGCGAAGAGAUAGAGAAGGCGACCUCUGGAGAAACGCUUUCAGUCAUCGAUCCCCCGGAUGUUCUGGACAGGCAGAAAUGCCUAACUGCCUUGGCAUCUCUACGCCACGCUAAGUGGUUCCAGGUUUGUGACACUGCAGAGAAUCAUCCCGUCAGGGAGUUAAAAACUUUUCGUGCUUCACAGCCGCUGGAGCUGAUCUGUGAGAAAGCAAUCGGCACAGGGAACAGGCCCAUGGGGGCAGGCGAAGCUCUGCGCAGAGUUUUAGAGUGUCUCGCUUCAGGGAUCCUCAUGACAGAUGGUGCUGGAAUUUAUGAUCCAUGUGAGAAGGACCCCACAGACGCCAUCGGUCACCUGGAUCGGCAGCAGAGAGAAGACAUCACAGCGAGCGCUCAGCACGCAUUAAGGCUGUCGGCUUUUGGGCAGCUCCACAAAGUUCUCGGAAUGGACCCGCUUCCGUCAAAAAUGCCCAAAAAACCUCGCAGCGACACCCCGAUUGAUUACACAGUGCAAAUCCCACCCAGCACAGCGUAUGCCCCACCUAUGAAGAGGCCUAUAGAAGAAGAAGAAGGAACCGAUGAUAAGAGUCCAAACAAAAAGAAGAAAAAGCUGCAGAAGAAAUCUGGAGAAGAAAAGGCAGAGCCGGCUCAGUCCAUGAACGCCCUAAUGAGGCUGAAUCAGCUGAAGCCAGGUCUGCAGUACAAGCUGAUAUCUCAAACCGGUCCGGUUCAUGUUCCAGUGUUCACUAUGGCGGUGGAGGUGGACGGAAAGACGUUCGAGGCUUCUGGUCCAUCCAAGCGAACCGCCAAGCUGCAUGUAGCUGUCAAGGUGCUGCAGGACAUGGGCCUACCCACCGGGGUGGAACUGAAGAGUACUGAAGUCGCUGUGAAAUUGGAAGAAACUGUCGUACCAAUCGCUGCAGAAGAAGUAAAGCCAGUAGUAACCCCCACCGAAUCGUCCACUGCCGCAGCCGGCGCCACUCCAGAAUCUGCCGAGACGGCUCGCCAGCAGGGACCAAUCCUGACCAAACACGGCAAGAACCCCGUGAUGGAGCUGAACGAGAAGCGCCGCGGCCUCAAGUACGAGCUCAUCUCUGAGACGGGCGGCAGUCACGACAAGCGCUUCGUCAUGGAGGUGGAGAUCGACGAGCAGAAGUUCCAGGGCACCGGGUCCAAUAAGAAGGUGGCCAAGGCGUACGCGGCCCUGGCUGCUCUGGAGAAGCUGUUUCCUGAAGGCUCGGCUCCUGAGCCUGCUAAAAAGAAGAAGGGACCGCCCAUGCACCAACCGUUUGGCCUGGACGCCGGCAUACCCAGAGGCAGAGGGAGAGGCCGCGGCCGUGGAAGAGGCAGAGGCUUCAACAACGGAGGCGGCUACGGUCAAGGAGGUGGAUUUGGAACGUACGGAUAUGGGAACAACGCCAACUCUGGCUACAAUUACUACGACGACGGGGCAAAUGGCAGCGCUGGGCUAUCAAGCAGCCUCUCGGGCGGACUUCCGUUCAGCUCCACAGAACCUCCGGCUCCAGGCUCCUAUGGAUCAUAUUAUCAAAAUGAAGGAUCCUACGCUGCCCCGGCGGCCAUCAAAAUGCCCAAAAAGAAACCCCCCAUGCAGAAAGGUGGUCCACCGGGAGGCUAUCAGUCAAGCGUCUCCAUAGGGCAGGGGUCGUACAACCAGUACGGGCAAACGAAGAAGAGUUUCAACCAGAGCCAGGGGGGUGUGGGUGGUUAUUCCUACAGCACCGCCUACCCCAGCCAGGUGACGGGGGGAGCGGGUGCUGCGGCUGGGGGUAACCAGGAGUACAGUUACGAAGGUUUCACCCCCCAAACCAAUUACAGCACACAGGGAGGUGGCAACCAGGGCUUUCCCGCCAACCACACCCAGUACCCCGGCUUCGGCAGGAGCGACGGCAGCAUGAGUUACCAGUACAGAUAGGUUGCUUCCAAGAGGCCCGUGAAAUCACCCUGCAUCAGUGUCUCAACCCUUCUCCAAAGAGAGCGAUGGAAGAACUGCCUGUGCUCCUUGCCUUUUUCCAUGUCUGCUUCCUAUGUGCUUUGGGGUUUAGAUGUAGCACAUGUUGCCACACUUUGAGAUUUGUGGACUUUUUAAAUGUCGAAUCCCAGCUGUGGUUGAAGUUGGUGGUCUGUUUCAGUAUGAUUAGUUCAAAGUUUUGUUUCUAUUUAUUUUUAAUUUUUUUGUUUUGUUUUAUGCUCCUGGUCUUUACCACUAAAUAUAAAGACUAAAAACCUAUUUUUAAGACAAGACUUUAGUUUUUUUGUUUUGUUUUGUUUUGUUUUUUUAAUGGCUGGACAAAUGUGAAAAAUGGUUUCACCUUUUCUUUUAUUAUUUUUGCUCCACUUUGUGGUAAUGUUAAAAUGUACGCUGAUAGCUUCUUCUCUCCGGCAGUGGUUGUGAUUUUUGACCAUUUUUGCUAAUUUCCUGAAGUGAGGUGAAUUUUUCACCAUCUGAUAUUCGAAGAUAACUGGAACAUAUAUUCUUCUGUUAAAUCCACAUCUCUGCUCAAUGUAGCUUUUAAACUGGGUGGGGUUUUGCUCUUGUUAAUGUGUAACAGAGUGUUUGUAUUAAUAAAUCCUUUUUAUUUUGAAUUAACA
Molecule: messenger RNA, 3339 nt
Organism: Gambusia affinis (western mosquitofish)
Lineage: Eukaryota; Metazoa; Chordata; Actinopteri; Cyprinodontiformes; Poeciliidae
Gene: ilf3b
Product: interleukin enhancer binding factor 3b
Exons: 17
Coding region: 221-2662 (813 amino acids)
Cellular component (GO): precatalytic spliceosome
Molecular function (GO): double-stranded RNA binding; single-stranded RNA binding
Source: RefSeq, a predicted model, not a curated record